Odocoileus virginianus texanus is the source of this 4049-nucleotide messenger RNA. RefSeq names its product epithelial membrane protein 2 (gene EMP2). NCBI's taxonomy places the organism in Eukaryota, Metazoa, Chordata, Mammalia, Artiodactyla, Cervidae. Gene Ontology annotation, cellular component: cytoplasm; plasma membrane. The record is from RefSeq and is a predicted model, not a curated record. Gene Ontology annotation, molecular function: protein kinase binding. Gene Ontology annotation, biological process: positive regulation of integrin-mediated signaling pathway; cell adhesion; regulation of cell-matrix adhesion.
CGGCGGCCUCGCCUCGCGCCCCAGCCCGUCGGUCGGUCCAGCCACCCGCGUCCGCACAUCUCCUCUGGGCUUUAAACGCUGCUCUGAGCCCCACGGUGCCCCCUGAAAAUGUUGGUGCUUCUGGCCUUCAUCAUCAUCUUCCACAUCACGUCCACAGCCUUGCUCUUCGUCGCCACCAUUGACAAUGCCUGGUGGGUAGGAGAGGAGUUUUUUGCAGACAUCUGGAGAGUGUGUGUCAACAACACGAACUGUACGGAACUCAGUGACUCUGUUCAAGACUUCUCCACGGUGCAGGCGGUCCAGGCCACCAUGAUCCUGUCCACCAUCCUCUCCUGCAUCGCCUUUCUGAUCUUCGUGCUCCAACUCUUCCGACUUAAGCAGGGCGAGAGGUUUGUUUUAACCUCCAUCAUCCAGCUCAUGGCUUGCCUGUGUGUCAUGAUCGCAGCUUCCAUUUACACAGACCGGCGCAAAGAUAUUCACGAGAACAACAGAGAACUGUAUGCCCAGACGUCGGGCGGCAGCUUCGGCUACUCCUUCAUCCUGGCCUGGGUGGCCUUUGCGUUCACCUUCAUCAGCGGCCUCAUGUAUCUGAUACUGAGGAAGCGCAAGUAGGGCCCAGGAGCUGGGUGGCUUUCGCCGCGGUUCAGAAUCCACGUUCAGAUAACCGUUUUGUAUAUAAUCAGUUUUUUUGUGUGUGUGGUUUUUCUAGCAAACACAUUGUUUCCUUUAAAAGCCAAAGGAGGAGUUUUUACAUUCUUGAGAUCAGAGACUAGACUAUGAAGGCUGGAAUUCAGACCUCCCGCCCAUCCGAAAGCCUCAACACGACAAAGCCAAAAAUCUUGCAAUGCUCAAAUCCAAAAGUGUUCAGCAGGAUCUUUCCUAACCACGGGGAUGUAAUGGGAUGGACAAGAGGCCGAGAAAGCCAGGUCUUGGGGGGCAUCUUCCCCUAGGUUUGGGCUACACUGAGCCCCCCUCCGUCACCUCAGCUUCUCUGUACUGAAUCUGUGUGUUUAGUGGUGGAAGGUGGGGAGCGGGAUCCAGGUAGGGGAGAAAACCUCCUUGGAUGCCUAGCCAAGUUCCACAUGAGAGAUGGGUAUAAACCCCCCGGUGUUCUGUCUACAUCCAGACCAGAGCCCCAAUCCUCCUGUCAUGGACUAGCUUCAGAAAGUGCCACCCACAUUUGCUGACAGUGUACCUGCUUGCCUUCAGGAAGGUGAGCUUUAAUCUGGGGGUCUGAUUUAGGCACACACGUGAUCCCCUGGGCACCUUGUAAAAUGCAGGCUCUCUGGGUCCCUCCCUAGACCUACAGAAUCAGUCUUCGGGAAUGGGGCCUGGGAACCUGCAUUUGUAACAAGCUCCUUGGUGAUGCUCAGGUGCCUUAAAAUUGAGGACCGUGGCGGUCCCAGGGCCAGGUGAGCAGAACUGCCUCAUACAUGUUAAAGAUCUCAUCGCGUGGAGAUGGGGAGGUGGGUCUAGACUGCACUGAAAGCCCAAACCUUGGCCUCCAGCACUGGCUCAUCCUUCACUGCCCCUUCCACAGCUGCUCACAUCUGGACCACCCAAAGUCCAGUCCCAGGGCUUGCAUCCUGACAGCCAAACACCCCAGAGUGGGGUGCGGGGAGGAUACAGCUUCCUCCCUACCCUAACUCAGAAGGCCUCUCCCUUCUCCUCCUGCUCUGCCUUCUCAGGCUGCCUGACCUCUACGACGCCUCACUUCUGGAGUCAUAGAGGACUGUUCGCCAUUCAUUCAUCCGUCCACAUAAGUGAUGGAGUGUUUGUGCCAGGCACAGGGGAAACCAUGUCCAGACAGCCUGUCUCCUCGUGGGGCUCAUUGUCUAACGGAGGAGACAGAUUAAAAACCGAUUAGGGAAACGAAUUACAAACAGCGGUGAAGGUUGCCGAGAACACAACCAAGGAUUCCGAAGAGAGGUCCAUGUGAUGGGCGGGGCCCGCACUGAGCCUGCCUGGGUUUAAAAGCUCCGGGAGGAUUUAGAUCAGCCUGAAUAUCGCUCCACUCAGCCGAGGCAGGUGGCGCGGACGGAGCCGCGCAGGCCGCCUGGCACCCGGAGAACGCUUCCUUCCCUGGAGGGGCCCAGGGUCCUGACCGAGGAUGAAGCCCCGGGAGGGCCCUAGAUUGCCGUGGUUCUCACACUUCAGUCGGUGCACGUGUCUCUCGUGGGACGCUGCCUGCCAGGGUCCCGGUAAGUGCAGCCGGGGACUCCGAGGCUGCACGGAGGAGUAGGGCUCUGGGAGGAUCCUCAGCGCUGGGAGGUGGGGGGCAGCACGGGGACCCCAGGACGUGACUAUGGGAGAAGCCCUUUGCCCCUCACUCCCUGUUCCCUCCCGUGUUGAGAGCCUGCUGCUGGGAGGUGUGCCUGGGACCCGUCUGCGCAUGUCAGCACUGGUGCCGUGUAAAUGACCUCCUGCUAAAUGAAGCGUCAGCCCACUUCCUGUGGAGCUGGGGAAAUGUCUGGUUUAAGUCAUCCAGGGUCUCCAUGGAUACCUCUUUCAUGCAGGAUCAGGUUUUCUCUCCAUCUACCCGUUCACUGCAUUCAGUUUCAGCAGAAUACUAAAUGCUGUGUUCCAAGCACUGUGCAAGGCUCUGAAAACAUAGGCCUAUCCAGACAUCCUGCCUGAGACAGGGCUCCCCUCCCUGCAGAGAGGCCACUAGCACAGUGCAGCGGGGCAUGGGGCCAGAUGAUCACUUCCUGCCUCUGGAAAACUCUCAUUAGCCCUGUUUGCCGUAGGAGUGCAGGUUACACUGUUGGGUUUGGCGGGAUGCUACACACACCUUGUGGAGGAAGGUAGGUGUAAGUGCCCUCAUUAGUCCUGUUUGGGGUAGGAGUGCAGGUUACGCUGUUGGGCUUGGCGGGAUGCUACACACACCUUGUGGAGGAAGGUAGGUGUAAGUGCCCCCAAGAUUUCUGCUCGGGUGUCUUGUCUGUAACUCCCUGAUAGCCACAGUGGAAACAAGCAGAACCCCUUAGAAUCAGAAUUCAGAAAGCUUCAUCCACAAGCAAUGAAUGGAUUUCCUUUUCCAAAAGGCUCUAGGAGUGGGAUCUGCAAUGACCCAUGGAUUUCCCUGGCUGGUCUCUCCACUAUUCCUGUAUAGCAUUCAGCGCCCACAUCCAUCUGUGAUGCCAAGGUUUUGUGAAGCAACAGAGCUUCCUUUCCCCCCACGACGUGAUGUGCCCUGGGGAGGUGGAAAAGCAGUGAUGGCAUGAGCAAGACACUACCCAACCUUCUUACCCAUCGGUAGGUUCGGCCCUUGGUGCUCAUGAUCAGUUACUCAAGGACAACAACAGAGACAAUGAGCUAAGACAUCCAAGAGGCAAAUAUUAGGACCAAAUGUAUUACUGAUGGCAACUUCAUUUGAGGGAACUGUAGUUUGCAUAUUUUAGGACAUUUUUAUAAAGUACUGUAAUUCAUUGAGGGGCUAUGAAUGAAGACAGACUAACUCAUUUUUGUUACUCGCAUUAAAAUUACUUUGGGUCUCUGUUCAAAUAAGUUUGGAGAAUGCUUCAUUUGUUGCUCUGCGUGAAUGUAUAUACUCAUACCUGAAUAUAGGAAAAUUGGAGACAUUUCCCCCCCACCCAGCCCCACGUUGUCUGCAAUGGGUUGUGUGCCUCUGCGCAUCCCUAAUCCACAGGAUGAAGCCCUAGGAUGCUCUGUAUUCACUGGUGAUGAAGAAACCUAACCCCCCAGGCCUGUAUGUAAGCACACUAAAUGCAGUAGCUUGAAUAGAUGCUGUAGCCUCAUUUAAAAUCUGUCUGGAUGGGAAUUACUAAACUCGCUAAUUUGAAAGAUUACUUACAAUACAGCAAGUUGGACAGUUUUGUAUAUUGGCGGGGUGGGGGCGUGCAGUGGUGAUGGGGAGACGCUAGGGAAAGGUGUAGAGGUUAAGUUGGAAUCUUGAUUUGGGGACAAAUGUGACUUUAAGAGUAGUUAGAUACUUUCUACUUAAUGUGCCUUUAAAGUAGCCCAUUUUCUAUGUUUUGUAUAAUCUGAAAUUGUACAUUGAAAAAUAAAGUUUAAAACCAGAUUACCCA